Podarcis raffonei (Aeolian wall lizard) is the source of this 1360-nucleotide messenger RNA. It is a transcript of the gene SLC35H1, whose product is annotated as solute carrier family 35 member C2. Bases 25 to 1083 code for a protein of 352 amino acids. NCBI's taxonomy places the organism in Eukaryota, Metazoa, Chordata, Lepidosauria, Squamata, Lacertidae. The transcript is spliced from 9 exons. Gene Ontology annotation, molecular function: antiporter activity. Gene Ontology annotation, cellular component: Golgi apparatus; endoplasmic reticulum-Golgi intermediate compartment; cis-Golgi network. The record is from RefSeq and is a predicted model, not a curated record. Gene Ontology annotation, biological process: UDP-glucose transmembrane transport.
CGGCUGUCGGGAGGGCGCGUCGGGAUGCGGCCCCCGGGGGGCGGCGCGGGGUCGGCGGCGCUGGCGGCGGGGCUGGUGCUGCUCUACUACGCCUUCUCCAUCGGCAUCACCUUCUACAACAAGUGGAUCAUGAAGAGCUUCGGCUUCCCGCUCUUCAUGACGCUGCUGCACCUGCUGGUCAUCUUCGCGCUCUCGGGCCUGACGCGCCGCUGCGCCCGGAGACCCGCCCGGCCGCUGCUGCCCUGGGCCGCCUACCUGCGCCAGGUGGGCCCCGCAGCUCUGUCGACGGCCCUGGACGUGGGGCUCAGCAACUGGAGCUUCCUCUACAUCACCGUCUCGCUCUACACCAUGACCAAGUCCUCGGCCGUCCUCUUCAUCUUGUUCUUCUCUCUGGUCUUCAAGCUGGAGGAGCCGAGGGCGGCGCUGGUGCUGGUGGUGCUGCUCAUUGCGGGGGGGCUCUUCCUCUUCACCUACAAGGCAACGCAGUUUGACAUGGAGGGCUUUGCCAUGGUGCUGGGUGCCUCCUUCCUGGGCGGAAUCCGCUGGACGCUGACACAGAUACUUCUGCAGAAGGACGAGCUGGGACUCCAGAAUCCCAUAGACACCAUGUUCCACCUGCAGCCAGCCAUGUUCCUGGGCCUCUUCCCCCUCUUCGCUGCAUUUGAGGGCCUGCCCUUGUCUGCGUCGGAGAAGCUCUUCCGUUUCCACGAGGUGGACCUUCUGCUGGGCCUCUUGGGCAAGCUGGCCUUGGGGGGGCUGCUGGCCUUUGGGCUGGGCUUCUCCGAGUUCCUCCUGGUGUCGAAAACCUCCAGCCUCACCUUGUCCAUCUCUGGCAUUUUCAAGGAGGUCUGCACUCUUCUGCUGGCCACGCACCUCAUGGGAGACCACCUGAGCCUCUUGAACUGGCUGGGCUUCGUCGUCUGCCUCCUGGGGCUCUCCCUCCACGUUGCGCUGAAGGCUCUCAGUGCCACAGGGCAAAAGGGCGCCAGGCAGCCCAAGGAGUCUUGCUCCAGCCCGGACUUGGAGUUGCUGCUGCUCCACCACCAGGAGGAAGAGGACCCUGCGGGAUUCCCCCAGCGCUGAAACACGCCAGCAGCUCAGCCAAGAGAGCCCAAGGCAGGGGGAGCCGGCUACCCCGGAGGGCUUCAAAUGGGGGGGCUUGGGGCCCCUUAGAAGGGAAGAGGCUGAAGCACUUGGGCCCUGGUGCUAUGGGAAAGAUCUCGGGGGUGGGGGAGCCGCAGGAAGCUUGGCAGGUGCAGGCGCUGCGUUGGGUCUCCGUGGCUCAGAGAGGGAGCUUGGGGGAGGCUGUAAAGUGAGACGGACUGUGCCAUCCUGUGAGCCUUCAUGGAUGGCGACAUUG